AUGACGCUCGUGCAAGCACUCCUCCGCGCAACCGCGUUCAAGAACCCGCUGCUCCGCACACUCAUCCCAUCUAUCGCGCUCGCAUAUGGCAUCCAGACAGCCGUCGCAGUGCCUUCCAUCGCGGCGCAAACAGAGCGCUACUAUGAUCUCUCUGGAAGCUUGACGUACCUAUCAUGCACGGCAGUGAGCCUCUUCCUGCCCUAUUUGAGGGCUAAGAAUGCCGGUGCUAUCACUGGAGGGCUGGCGGAGUACUUUGGCAGCAAGGGCUUGGGGCAAGGGACGUGGUGGUGGAGACAGGCUUUACUUAGUGCUGCUGUGGGCGUGUGGGCUACGAGACUGGGAUCCUACCUCUUCUCGCGCAUAUCCUCUGACUCUGGCCGCGACUCGCGCUUCGACUCGAUCCGCGGCUCGCCCUCGAAAUUCUACGUCGCCUUCUUCGCCCAGGCAACAUGGGUCUCGCUCUGCACGCUCCCAGUAAUUCUCAUUAACUCUAUCCCGCGCUCUGCAUAUGCCACUUCCGUGCUCGGCCAAGCUGUUUCAGCGAAACCGUAUCUCACAGACAUUCUGGGUCUCGCCAUCUUCGUCUUCGGCCUGACAUUCGAAGUUGUCGCCGAUCGCCAGAAGAGCAAAUGGGUAGAGGGAAAGAAAGAGAAGAAGCAUUCUGAGGAGUUCCUCACGCGUGGGCUGUGGUCGAAAUCGCGUCAUCCGAACUACUUUGGAGAGGUGACGCUUUGGUCUGGCAUUGCGCUCGCAGCUGCUGGUCUCCUCGUUCGCCAGCCCGCGCAGGCAGCGCUGGGUCUGAGUGGAUCGACUAUGAGCCAGGUGCUGGUGACGGGUAUGUGUGCCGCGAGUCCGGCAUUCGUGAGCUUCUUGCUCUUGAAGGUUAGUGGUGUGCCGUUGAGCGAGGACAAGUACGAUAAGCGCUAUGGCGACCGGAAGGACUAUCAGAAAUGGAAGGAGGAGACGCCCAUGUUUGUCCCUAAGUUUUGGUGA
Messenger RNA from Cucurbitaria berberidis CBS 394.84, 993 nucleotides. RefSeq names its product DUF1295-domain-containing protein. Gene Ontology annotation, biological process: lipid metabolic process. Gene Ontology annotation, molecular function: oxidoreductase activity, acting on the CH-CH group of donors. The record is from RefSeq and is a predicted model, not a curated record. Gene Ontology annotation, cellular component: membrane. The transcript is spliced from 2 exons. The coding region runs from base 1 to 993 and encodes 330 amino acids. Lineage: Eukaryota; Fungi; Ascomycota; Dothideomycetes; Pleosporales; Cucurbitariaceae.